Herpailurus yagouaroundi (jaguarundi) is the source of this 3173-nucleotide messenger RNA. RefSeq names its product zinc finger protein 672 (gene ZNF672). Gene Ontology annotation, cellular component: nucleoplasm. Bases 884 to 2260 code for a protein of 458 amino acids. Gene Ontology annotation, biological process: negative regulation of transcription by RNA polymerase II; regulation of cytokine production; regulation of immune system process. The transcript is spliced from 6 exons. Gene Ontology annotation, molecular function: RNA polymerase II cis-regulatory region sequence-specific DNA binding; DNA-binding transcription repressor activity, RNA polymerase II-specific. NCBI's taxonomy places the organism in Eukaryota, Metazoa, Chordata, Mammalia, Carnivora, Felidae. The record is from RefSeq and is a predicted model, not a curated record.
GCCUUGUCGAGGAGAGAGGUGGUAUUUGGCUGGCAGUGGUAGCCCCGCCCCCUCACCGCGAUUUGGGACACAGACUUAGAACAGUCAGUGGAGUUCCUACGCCUCCUAGUCAUCCCAGCAACCAGUGACGCGGCUCGCCUGAGGUCAACCACUGGCCAACUGGGGAAAGCGGGACUGCAGCGUGACCCCUUUUCCGAGCCGCCUCCCAGCUCCCCGUAUUCGGCGGCCGAGCGCUCCGCCAGUCCCUUCCUCCCUUCUCCUUAGUCCCGCAGUCUGGGAGGCAGGGGUCGGCGAGCCAACUGAGUGGGAACCGCGUGGUGUACAAGGAGCCAUUCGGCGACCGCCCUCAAGGUGGACUGGCGCCGUGGGAGAGGAGCUGAGGUCGGAAGAGUUUCGCCAAGCAACUCGUGACGACCACCGUUGACUGAAGCGCCCGGAAUUGGCUGCGCUGCGACCUUCUCAGAUUUCCUCCCCGGGCAAGUUCCAGCAUGGGGUGAAGUACAGAAGAGUGACUUGAAGGGUGUAUUCUGGUACUGAAUUACCAAACCUGCUCCCUAGAUCAGGGGUACAGAACAUCCUGCUUCAAAGGCAUGAGAAGAGAACAUCCUGUAUUGGCCACUCCUGCCCAAUGUGGAGGGGAGCAGAAGCUCCUGAGCCCACCCCUGAAGGGUUGCUUUCACCCAGGUCCAGAGUUGCUUUCUCAAGGUUAGGCCAGAGAACUUUGAAGCUGUGUACCAGUGUGGAGUGGUUGUUUAUCAGGCCUUCAGAAAACGGAAAAUAACACGCAGUUUGAGGAGGUGCACCCUGGCGUGGGAGUGGCACACAUCCCUGCCAGCCUGCAUUCCGGGGACUCCACCCCCCCACGCCCGGCCUGGCCCUCACCAUGUUAGCUGCAUCAGAGAUGGCGGCAGCAGCAGGAAGGCCUUACAUAUGCAGUGAGUGUGGCAAGAGCUUCCGCUACAGUUCGGUGCUGCUGCGUCAUGAGCGUGCUCAUGGCGGUGACAGCCGCUACCGCUGCCUAGACUGUGGUGAGUGCUAUGCCCUGGCUGCUGACCUCCGUGCGCACCGACGUGCCCAUGCUGGCCAAACACUCUACAUCUGCAGUGAGUGCGGCCAGAGCUUCCGCCACAGCGGCUACCUCGACCUGCACCAGAGUGUACAUAGACAGCGCAGCCGCUCCUGCUCUUGCCGUGCCUGCGGCCGCAGCUUCCCACACCUCCCGGCUCUGCUGCUGCACCGGCGCCGCCUGCAUCCCCCAGAGCGGCCCCGCCGCUGUCCGCUGUGUGCCCGCACCUUCCGACAGAGCGCGCUACGCUUCCACCAGGCGCGCGCACACCCGUGGGGGUCAUCCAUCACACCCACAGACCCAUUGCACCGCUGCGCACAAUGCCCACGGGCGUUCCGCAGCUACGCAGGGCUGCGGAGUCACGCGCGCGUCCACGUGGCCCGGAGCUCUGGAGACUCCACACCUCCACAGCCUCAUGCUCCGGGUGCACACCAGUGCAGUGUGUGUGGGAAGAACUUUGGUAAGAGCUCAACACUAACACGACACCUGCAGAUUCACUCAGGUGAGAAGCCCUUCAAGUGCCCCGAGUGUGGAAAGGGCUUCUUGGAGAGUGCCACGCUCGUGCGCCAUCAGCGCACACACACAGGUGAGAAGCCCUACAUGUGCGGGGACUGUGGGCGCCGGUUCAGCGAGAGUUCCACCCUUUUGCGCCAUAGGCGCAGCCACCAGGGAGAUCGGCCCCACGCAUGCACUACAUGUGGAAAGGGCUUUGGGCAGCGCUCUGACCUAGUGGUGCACCAGCGCAUACACACAGGCGAGAGGCCCUUCCCAUGUGCUGAGUGCGGCCGCCGCUUCAGCGACCGUUCUGACCUCACCAAGCACCGGCGCACACACACAGGCGAGAAACCCUACCACUGUGAGUUGUGUGGCAAAUGUUUCACGUGCGUAUCUAACCUCAACGUGCACCGGCGCAACCAUGCUGGUCACAAGCCCCACAAAUGCCCUGAGUGCGGCAAGGCCUUCAGCGUGGGGUCCAAACUGGCACUGCACCGCAAGACACACCUGGGCGAGCGGCCAGCAGAAUGUGCUGAGUGCGGCAAGUGUUUCAGCCACAGUCGCUCGCUCUCACAGCACCAGCGGGCCCACACACGAGCGCGUGCCGCCACCGCUGCCACCCAAGCAACCGCAGGAGCUGCCCUCAUCUUUGCAGGGCAGGCAGAACAGGAGAAACCGGACUUUUUGUGUCCCAGCUGAGGGAAACUUGCUGAGAAGCUUCUCUGGAAUGGGCUCAGCAAGUACCAAUAUACUGCCACAGGGAUGGUGGGGCAGCUCUGCAAAUGGGAGUCUAUAAAAACAGCAUGGCUGUCUGUCACCCCUUGUCAUGCCCCUACAUCCAUAUCCCUUGUCAGCUCUUCCUGUCCAUCCUUCCUGCUACCUCUGGGGUAUAGGUGCAGGGAACUGGGAAAACCUAGACAUGGAAGAAAGCCCAGGUAUUGGUGUGUUCCCAUUGCUGCUACUGUGCCCUCAAAUGUUUUCUUCCUGGUUUCCCACCUGUAUUGUCUUCUCUUGUCCCAUCCCCUUUUUCCAGCCUGAGUCUCCUGUAGCUCUCCUUCCUGGAUACUUUUGUUGUCCUGCCUCUUCAGGUAAUGAUCACAGGGUGGCCACAGGGACAACCCACCUGCCUUGCGGUCUUCUUGCCUCCUGGUUCCACUUGACAGCUUCUCUGCUGCUUUCUCCCUGGGCUCUGAGAGAUGGGAAAUUUUUAGGCAGAGAUGAUGAGAUUUCUCAUUUCUGUGAAAGGCAUCCUGCCAUAAGCAAUCAGCCUGCCGCCCAGCAGAGAAGGCCCACUCCAGUGAGGGUGGGCAGGAGCCCUCAGCAAAGCAUCCACCUGUCCCAUGGGCCAGACCUGAUGGUGUCCAGAUCAAGGUCCCUCUCAGGACACUGUUCUCUAGCUAGGUGGGCUACAUUAGCUUUGGGACCUAGACUUAGACCACAUGGAUAAAGCAGGAUACUGCCAAAUGAAACAUCAGAAUGUUAUAUCCAAAUCAAUCUUGGAGCCAUGGGGAAACAGCUCCACAGAGGCAGUAGUGCAGGGUAGAAAAUCUGGAGUUGUCCAGUGAUUUGCUUAUGGCUGUUGAAAUAAAGAGUUGUUUGUUUGGGUUCCAGA